UUGGUCGAAUAUGAGAAAGGAAAAAGGCAAUGCAAAAGCGAGGGAAGGUGGACAAACCAUUAUCCAUGUAAUUGACAGCACAGGAGAGUGAGGGGAGUGAAAUUAGCACGGGGUGAAGAUGGGUAAUUGCGGGACUAGAGAAGAAUCUGGCGUUGUGUCUCAUGCUCAAGUUCAUCAGCUUCAGAUGCUAACCUCAUUGCAAUUGCAAUCAAGUAGCAAUAAUAGUACUAGUAGAAAUGCGAAACAACAGCAUAGUAGCAACAGGUCAGUCUCAGAUCCGAACGAUUCAAAUGUUGGACUGUAUACAGAUGUAAUUGCUUUUACACUGUAUGAAUUGGAGACUAUUACCAAGAGCUUCCGUUCAGACUACAUCCUUGGAGAAGGCGGCUUUGGUACUGUUUACAAGGGUUACAUCGAUGAGAAUGUCCGUGUUGGCCUUAAGUCUCUUCCUGUUGCUGUCAAAGUUCUCAACAAGGAAGGUCUUCAGGGCCACAGGGAGUGGCUGACGGAGGUCAACUUUCUCGGCCAGCUCAGACAUCCUAAUCUUGUCAAGUUGAUUGGUUAUUGCUGUGAGGAUGACCAUCGCUUACUCGUCUACGAGUUCAUGUUUCGAGGAAGCCUUGAGAAUCACUUGUUUCGAAAAGCAGUUGUCCCCUUAUCGUGGUCCACAAGGUUGAUGAUUGCCCUUGGAGCAGCUAAAGGACUUGCCUUCCUUCACAACGCUGAAAGGCCUGUUAUUUAUCGCGAUUUCAAGACAUCUAAUAUACUUUUAGACUCUGAUUACACGGCAAAGCUAUCUGAUUUUGGACUUGCUAAAGCUGGACCACAGGGUGAUGAGACCCAUGUAUCAACUCGCGUUAUGGGAACCUAUGGAUAUGCUGCUCCUGAAUACGUGAUGACGGGUCAUCUCACAGCUAGAAGUGACGUUUAUAGCUUUGGAGUUGUACUGUUGGAGCUAUUGACAGGGAGAAGAUCAGUUGACAAGACGAGGCCAAGUAAGGAGCAGAACUUGGUGGAUUGGGCCCGACCAAAACUCAAUGACAAGAGAAAACUUUUGCAAAUAAUAGACCCUAGAUUGGAGAGUCAGUAUUCGAUAAGAGCAGCUCAGAAAGCCUGCAGUUUGGCAUACUAUUGUCUUAGCCAAAACCCUAAGGCAAGACCGUUGAUGAGCGACGUGGUUGAGACUUUGGAACCUUUACAAAGUAGCGGUGAUGCUGUGGGUGAAAUAUCAUCAUCAUCUGCAUCCUCAUCUUCAUCUUCAUCGUUACCGAUUUCAACAUUUAGAAGUAAGCGCGGUACAAGGGGAAUGCCGGAUUACUCAAGAUUUCCUGACAAUGUUAGUGUUGCUGCUAGCUGUCGCUCCCCAAAUCUGAACUGUUCUCCAAGUGGUCCGGCACCUUGCCGAGUGAGAUGACUAGUACUUCAUAUCUUUGUAUACUGCUCCUAGUGCCUACAUUACAUGCAACCUGUUAAAUCAAGUUGAUCAUACGCCGCUUAAUGUUAUUAUGUAAAUGGUUUUGUUUUGCUUCCAA
This is a messenger RNA of Spinacia oleracea (spinach), 1532 nucleotides long. RefSeq names its product probable serine/threonine-protein kinase PBL8. Lineage: Eukaryota; Viridiplantae; Streptophyta; Magnoliopsida; Caryophyllales; Amaranthaceae. The transcript is spliced from 6 exons. The coding region runs from base 119 to 1414 and encodes 431 amino acids. Gene Ontology annotation, molecular function: protein kinase activity; ATP binding. The record is from RefSeq and is a predicted model, not a curated record. Gene Ontology annotation, biological process: protein phosphorylation.